Ectocarpus siliculosus is the source of this 701-nucleotide messenger RNA. The record is from the annotation of a GenBank genome assembly. Lineage: Eukaryota; Phaeophyceae; Ectocarpales; Ectocarpaceae.
AUGGCGGAGCAGGGGACUCGGUACACGCCCAGCGUGUACCUGUCCGUGACGGAUGACGCGAACCGCUGGCGUGCAGGACCCCCCCAACCGCAGCAACUCACGAACGAAUCGAAGAUAAAUAUGCUCAUGAACACGGGGCAAGGCCUGGCCAUCGAGAAGAACCUCGCCAAGUUUGACGUCAAAGUCCUGGCCGCUGAGACUCGAAAGCAGGCCUGGAUAAAAGACCUAGGCAUCGGGCCCAAGACGAGCUUCGUGGUUUACAUAAUCCGGGUGAGCCGAAUAAGGGACGGGGCGUCGUGCGUGUCGGCGCAGCGGUACAGCGAACUGCGAAGCCUCUACAACCACCUCAAGCACGAGGGGCAGGUGCGGUCCGAGGGCGCUCCCGAGUUUCCGGGGAAGCGAGUGGUGACGGAGGAGAGCUUUCUCGGCGACAGGUCCGACGCUAACAGCGAGUUCGUGAGGCACCGGAAGGAGCAGCUGGGCAGCUUCUUACGCCAGUUGUUCAACAAGAACCCUGAGCUGUGGGAGCACCCCGACGUGGUUGAGUUCUUUAACCUGGAAGCCUUGGACCAAGGGAAGAGCUACGCGGAAAGGGCGCACGCGGGCGGAGGGGUUGGGAAUGGCGUCGGACACGGCUUGAGCCUGGUCCGGUGAGAACCCGGCGUGCUCCGUCCCGGCUUUGUAGGGAUGCGAGGUCAAUG